AUGGCAGAUUACGAAAAGUCACACACCAGGUCUGCCAACCACGCUGAGUAUGGGGCAUACACACCGAACGUCGCUCUCAUCGAGGCUGCCGCAGCCGCAAGUGAAGAAGAGGGCAAACUUUCCCGCAAAGAACUUUUCUCGCGCUACUGGCCAGCCGCGACGUACAGCAUGCUGCUAAGCUUGGCUCUUGUCAUGGAGGGUAUGGAUGUUGGCCUCAUCAAUAACUUCUUCGCCCAAAACGCCUAUGUUAACAAAUUCGGCUGGCCCGAUGGUAAUGGGGACCAACACAUUUCGGCUUCGUGGCAGGCGGCUAUCGGCAACGGUAACAACCUGGGCAGCAUCGUCGGUCUCUUGCUAAAUGGUUGGCUGCAAUCCCGUUUCGGUUCUCGCAAGGUGUACAUGGCGGCUAUGGUUUCUAUGGGCGCAACCAUCUUCACCUUGUUCUUCUCCGUCAACGUCCAGAUGCUUUUGGCAGCCAAUUUUCUGUGCGGAAUCCCAUGGGGCAUCUUUCAAACACUUACUACCGCUUACGCCGCCGAAAUCUGCCCCGCUGCUAUGCGCGGAUACCUGACUGCUUGGGUAUCCAUGUGCUGGGGCACUGGCACAUUUCUGGCCACUAUUGUUCUCCGUGGUUCUCUCGAACUGGAAGGCGAUCUCGGAUGGAAGAUCCCCUAUGCGUUGCAGUGGGUUUGGAUCAUUCCCCUAUUCAUAGUUGGCUAUCUCGCCCCGGAGAGCCCAUGGUACCUCAUCCGCAAGGGUCGCGUCGACGAUGCUGAGAAAUCGCUGCGCCGCCUCGCACGAAAAGACCACUAUACCGAGCAGUCCAUGGCUGGGACUUUGGCUCUGAUGAAGCACACCAAUGAGAUGGAGAAGAUUGAAGCCGCGGGAGCGACGUACAAGGACUGUUUUCACGGAACCAAUUUGCGCCGAACUGGUAUUAUUUGUAUGGCUUGGGUCAUCCAGAUUCUCAACGGUCAAUCCAUCUGCUCUUACGCCGCUAUCUUUUUGAAAUCGGCUGGCAUGCCCGAGACUCAGUCUUUCAACUUCAACAUGGGUAUUCAAUCGGUGAAUAUUCUGGGUACAGGUAUAGCAAUUGUUCUUAUGGGCAGGGUCGGACGUCGUACCUUCUUCUUCUUCGGGUCCUCCAUUAUUGGUGGCCUCAUGCUGAUUGUCGGCAUCCUCGGGUCUGUCGGCGUUGCGCCCUCCAACGUUGCAAUCGGCGUGGCUGUGGCCUUAAUCAUCACCAAUCUGACCUUCAAAAUGUCAUUAGGUCCAACCACAUUCACCAUUGUAGGAGAAACCUCGUCUAGUCGCAUUCGAUCCCAGACAAUUGUCCUCGGCCGUGCUGUUUACGUCGUGGGCCAAAUCAUCGUCCAGCAGCUCAACCCACGCAUGUUGAACAGUAAAGGCGAUGCUUGGAAUUGGGGCGCCAAAGCUGGUUACUUUUACUUCGGGCUAUGCUGCAUUUGGGCUGUCUGGAUCUUUUUCUUCCUACCAGAAACCAUGAAUCGCAGCUUUGCUGAACUGGACUACCUGUUUCAAAAGAAAGUUCCUGCGCGCCAGUUCGCUACCCACCCCAUUGACCUUUUCGAACUCACGGGCGGGGCCGGCACGAAGAAGCUCGAUGAUGAUCAUCUCGAGAAUAAUAUCAGUGAGAUCCGACAGGAAAGACAAGCAUAA
This is a messenger RNA of Colletotrichum graminicola M1.001, 1680 nucleotides long. RefSeq lists its product as uncharacterized. Gene Ontology annotation, molecular function: carbohydrate:proton symporter activity. Gene Ontology annotation, cellular component: membrane. The record is from RefSeq and is a predicted model, not a curated record. The coding region runs from base 1 to 1680 and encodes 559 amino acids. Lineage: Eukaryota; Fungi; Ascomycota; Sordariomycetes; Glomerellales; Glomerellaceae. The transcript is spliced from 2 exons. Gene Ontology annotation, biological process: carbohydrate transport; transmembrane transport.